GUUGAACUCCAAAAGGGCUUCGUGAUUCCGUUUCAUGAAUUUGGUCCCCUGAGUUAAAACCCUAUGGCUGAAGAAGACUUCAUUUUCUGCUACAGAAAUGCCAAAUCGUUUGGUGUACAGUGACAUUAAGUUUUGAGGCAUCAUCUGGUGGUUAAAGAUGGUUGAAAAUGCGAAAGGAAACUCAUUUGAUUUUCCAUGCAAAGACGUUGUGACAUGCGUCGAGUUCUGUCCAUUCGAGGCGGCAUCCCAGCUAAUUGCGUUUGGUGGUCAGUUACGGGUCAGCAUCGGAUCCUGUAGAUUCCAGGAAGAAGAUAAAUCUGUUGCGGGAUCUGACUACCAGCACCUCAGGGAUUUCCAUCAUGACACUCAAGUUGUUGCCAUCAGCUGGAGUCCAGAAACAUCCCUGGAAAUACUUCCAAGAUGUGUCAGGUUUUGCACAGCUGGAGUAGAUCACAAGAUCCGGCUUUUCACCUCGGAUAUGAAGGAACAGGAUGUUAUGGAGUUAAUGGACGGCCAUGUAGACUACAUCAACGCCCUCGCCUUUGAGCCCACCGAGGGCCAGCUCAUCGCCAGCGUCAGUGACGAUCACACAUGCCGAGUCUGGGGACUAGACGGUGUGCAGAAGGCUUGCUUCUCACUGAAGGCAGCUGGCAUGUCCGCUUGUUGGAACAGCCAAGAUCCCAUGAAGCUGAUGGUUGCUGAAAAGCGAGGGACCAUUCGCUUCUACGAUCUCCUAAAUCAACAGCCAAUCAUGUCCCUUGAUGCCGGUCAUGUGAUGUUGAAGUCUGCUGAUUGGUGCCCUAGCGAUCCAACCAGGGUUGGCGCUGCCGUGGAGGGGGAGUGGAUGGUUUGGGACAUCACAAGGUCCAGUCGGGCGGAAGACAGUCAGCAAGCCCACACGGAAGGAACACAACAAUUUCGCUGGUCGCGCAUCAGCGAGAAUCUGUUUGCAACAACAGGUCGCCCUGGCAACCAAGUGAAAGUUUUCCACAUGGGUCACCAUCAGGUCCCUGUAAGCAGCGAAGUACCAGUUCUCGGUGGUCUGACUUGGCAUGCAUUCCUGCCCAUCUGUGCGGUAGGUGGAGACAGAAAAAUCCACGUCUGGAUCACGGAAGCAUGAAACUUACGUCAAUGUUAAGUGCAGAGGAUUGGAUUUUAUGCAUAAUGUUAGCUUAGCCUUUGUCUGCAGUACAAUUGGAGAGUCAUUGCCAACCUAGUGGUUAACAUUUGGUGAAUCUGCAAGUGGAGGGUUAGGGGUUCGAAUCCAGUUGCUGACCUUGUGUUGUCCUUGGGCAAUAUACUUUACCCAAACUUGCCCGUCUCCAACUUAUGAGGUAUAUCUUGGUAUAUAUCCUGGCAUUAGUUGGGUAGUAACCAUUUAUUAAUUUGAAUUUAAAGUCAGAAGAAAAGAAAAAUUUUGUUAUUUCAAUUGGAUAAACACGGGCCAGAAAAUGUUAAAUCAUGUGCUUGGAUACUGUAAUUUCAUUGGUUUAGGACGGUCACGUGUCUGGACAAUACACUGAGGGCGAUGCGUUAUAGCUUAUGCCGACGUGUUAUAGCUUUGCGCAAUGAGAACUGCGACAUCAAACGCUCAGUCUCAUGUCCGGCAGAUGUCAAAACCUUCAGUUAUUCAAAGUUAUAUCACACCGAUUUAAUUUAUUUCCCACACAGUAAGUAACAACCGUUUAUCUUUUUGAGUCAUUGGCACGAUAUAACCAAACAAUUGUUGACUGCUCUGAUGUGGGAUAUGCCGUUUUUUAACCCCCUCUGGCUGCAUAGCUUUGCCUCGGGUGCAAUGCACCCCUCUGGUAUUAAAAACAUCAUAUCCCACAUCACAGCAGUCAACAAUUGUUAAUUGGCCUGGGGCAGACUACACAUUUGGUAAAUAUAUAUACUGUACAUGUAGACAAAACUUUGUAUGACAUCCAUUGAGAGCAUAGAGUUGUAAGAAAAUGUUUAUUGUUAAAUUUUGGAAAUAAAACCGCUGAGAACA
This is a messenger RNA of Patiria miniata (bat star), 1993 nucleotides long. It is a transcript of the gene nup37, whose product is annotated as nucleoporin Nup37-like. The coding region runs from base 158 to 1120 and encodes 320 amino acids. The record is from RefSeq and is a predicted model, not a curated record. The transcript is spliced from 8 exons. Lineage: Eukaryota; Metazoa; Echinodermata; Asteroidea; Valvatida; Asterinidae. Gene Ontology annotation, cellular component: nuclear pore outer ring. Gene Ontology annotation, molecular function: protein binding.